This is a messenger RNA of Didymodactylos carnosus, 678 nucleotides long. NCBI's taxonomy places the organism in Eukaryota, Metazoa, Rotifera, Eurotatoria, Philodinida, Philodinidae. The record is from the annotation of a GenBank genome assembly.
AUGGUUCUUGCUAUUAAAGUUUUCCCCGUCCCCGGUGGACCAUACAAUUUCUAUUUAUUUUCGUUAACUAAGUUAAAAGAUCAAGACAAUGAUUAUCAAGAUACAAAAUUAAAAUAUCUUGACAUUAGUUCCGUAUUAGAUUUAUUUACAAUCCCAGAUAAUCCAGUAACAGAAUUUGAUGCCAUGGAUCAUAAUAUUGUUGAAGUAUCAAAGAAUUUACUAGAACAAUAUUCUGAUGUAUUGAAUCAUAAUACAGUACCAAUCUUCGUUGAAGGUGGUGGUGAUUGUUUAUUUCAUGCAUUUCAAGUCUUUUAUCCGCAAAUGUCGGUUGAUGAAUUUCGUGUUAAAACUAUUAAUGAAUUAUGUCAACAUGACAAUUAUUAUACAUCGGUUGUUAACGAUGCGAUGUUGGAUUUAGUUGAUGACGAGACAGUCGAGGAACAUGUUAAACGACUCGUAAAUAAUGGUCAGCACAGUGGGAUUCUGACAAUAAGUGUAUUAUCCUCAGUAUUAAAUCGUGAAAUACAAUCAAUAUACCCGAAUGUUAAUGACAAUGAUGCAUAUUUUGAAAUUCUAAAUAGAUCUUUUCAUCCUAGAACAUGUGAUGAAUCAUUUAUUAAUGAUACACCGUUAAGAAUAAUGUGGCCAGGACCAGAACCGAACAAUGAUCAUAUAUAG